CUCAGAGGAGGAGGGAGUGGAGACAGACCCCUUCAAGAUGAGUUUCCCUGAGGAGCCACCAGGGGGGGCUACUGAGCAAACCUGGCGAGAAGACAACAUGUUAAAAGACUCUUUGAAAAGGGGGUUCCUUAAGGAGCAGCCAGGGGGUGCUAACGAGCAAGUCUGGACUAAAGGAGCAUUUGGUCCAGAGGAUCUGAGCUCUCGGGUGCCUGGUGGGGGGAGUGUCCAGAAGUUUGCUGCCAGCCCCCAGCUGAGGGAUCCUCCAGGUGAACAAGAGGAGCCGCACAGGUUAAAAAGGCCUCGCUCUCCUGUGCCCAGUGUGAUAUCCAUGAGGAGUGACAAGUCAAGGGAUAUGCCAUUGAAUUUCAAAGGACAAGAGAAGGCCACAGAUGAAUCAGAUGUGCAGCUGUGUGAUGUUUGUCUAAGUCCAGCGGUGAAGAGCUGCCUGACCUGCAAUGACUCCUACUGUAUGAGCUGCAUCAGACCGCACUACUCUAAUCCAGACCUGGAGGAACACCAGCUGCAGGACCUCCAGCUACACGGGCAUGAUGCCACUGGGCAGGUGGGCACGGAUAGAGACCAGGUGCAGAUCAGUAGUCUGGGCAGGUGGGCACGGAUAGAGACCAGGUGCAGAGAAGUAGUCUGGGCAGGUGGGCACGGAUAG
Sardina pilchardus (European sardine) is the source of this 664-nucleotide messenger RNA. RefSeq lists its product as uncharacterized. The transcript has 3 exons. Bases 38 to 664 code for a protein of 208 amino acids. The record is from RefSeq and is a predicted model, not a curated record. Lineage: Eukaryota; Metazoa; Chordata; Actinopteri; Clupeiformes; Clupeidae.